Molecule: messenger RNA, 1119 nt
Organism: Dictyostelium discoideum AX4
Lineage: Eukaryota; Evosea; Eumycetozoa; Dictyosteliales; Dictyosteliaceae
Gene: atg18
Product: autophagy protein 18
Exons: 3
Coding region: 1-1119 (372 amino acids)
Cellular component (GO): cytoplasm; vacuolar membrane; phagophore assembly site membrane
Source: RefSeq, a predicted model, not a curated record
AUGAAUGUUGGAGGUAAAUUCAAUGAAGGUAUAUUAUUUUUAAAUUUUAAUCAAGAUUUUAGUUGUAUUGCAGUUGGUACACCAGAAGGUUAUAAAAUUUUCAAUUCUGAUCCAUAUACAUUAUAUUAUAGUCAAUCAAAUGGUGGAGCAGGAUUGGUUGAAAUGUUAUUUUCAACUAGUUUAGUAUCAAUUGUUGGAUCAGGUGAUGGAAAUACAUCACAAAGAAGGUUAUUAAUUAAUAAUAUAAAAAAUAAUAUUCCAAUUUGCGAUUUAAAUUUUGUAACAGCGAUUUUAUCAGUAAAAAUGAAUAGAAAAAGAAUUGUAGUUAUUAUGGAAACAAAAAUACAUAUUUAUGAUAUAAAUAAUAUGAAAUUAUUAGAGACAAGAGAGAUAGCAUCAAAUCCAAAAGGAUUAUGUGCAUUAUCACCCUCAAAUACCAAUUAUAUAGUUUAUCCAGCGAGUCAAAACAAUGGUAAUAUUUUAGUGAUGGAUGUAUUAACAUUAGAGACAGUAAAUUUAAUUCAAGCGCAUAAGAGUCAAAUUUCAGCAUUAGCAUUAAGUCAGGAUGGUACAUUAUUGGCAACAGCAAGUGAUAAAGGUACGGUUAUUCGUGUAUUUGCCUUACCUUAUGCCAAUAAAUCAUUAUCAUUUAGACGUGGUUCAAUACCUGCAAUCAUUCAUAGUAUGACAUUUAGUUUGGAUGGUAGAUAUUUGUGCGUUUCGAGUGAUACUGGUACAAUUCAUAUAUUUAAAAUUGAUUUCAGUUCUUCAAAUUCUUCAUCUUUUCAUCAAGCACAACCAUCCUCAUCACCGAGUGGAGGUAUGAUGGGUUUAAAUUUUGGUGGAUUAACUUCAAAAAUGAGUUCUUAUUUACCAGAAGUAAUUAGUCAAGUUUGGGAACCAUCAAGAGAUUUUGCACACAUUAAAAUUCCACCCGGUAUUCCAAGUAUUUGUGCUCUAAUGCAAAAUAAUAAAACUGCCAUGGUUUUAACAGCUGAUAGUCUUUAUAUGCAAUACAAUUUCGAUGAAUCUGUUGGAGGUGAAUUAAAAUUAGCGAAAGAAUUUUCUUUAUUAAUGGAACCUGAUCUUGACAAUGAUGUUACAGCAAAAAUAUUAUAA